Messenger RNA from Exophiala spinifera, 1599 nucleotides. RefSeq lists its product as uncharacterized. Gene Ontology annotation, biological process: transmembrane transport; amino acid transport. NCBI's taxonomy places the organism in Eukaryota, Fungi, Ascomycota, Eurotiomycetes, Chaetothyriales, Herpotrichiellaceae. The record is from RefSeq and is a predicted model, not a curated record. Gene Ontology annotation, molecular function: transmembrane transporter activity. Bases 1 to 1599 code for a protein of 532 amino acids. The transcript is spliced from 5 exons. Gene Ontology annotation, cellular component: membrane.
AUGGAUCUCGAAAACACCAAGAAGGGCGAGGAUAGCUCCACCAAAGGGCCUCUCGAGGAGGUCGGCGUCGGCAUCAGCGAUCACGAGAAGCAGUCUCAGAUUGUCCCGCGCAGGUCAAGCCAGAUCAACAUCUCUGGUCAUGGGCAGGAGCUUGAUCGGCAGUUUGGCCUUUUCAGCAUAAUCUCAGCUGGUAUAGUGACAGGAAACACGUGGACAGCUCUCGGUGGCGCUAUUGUGGUGGCAUUAUACAACGGAGGUCCUACAGGGGUUAUCUAUAAGUUCAUCACGGUCUCCAUCUGCUAUUGGUUCGUCGGAGCUUCGAUCGCAGAACUUGCUUCGGCCAUACCGGCCUCUGGAGGAGUCUAUCACUGGACGACCGUCGCUGCCGGUCCCAGAUACGGCCGUGUCUGCGGCUGGUUCGCUGGCUGGUGGAACCUGCUAGCCUGGAUCUUCGGUGCGUCUGCAAACUGCGCCAUCAUCGGCAAUGGGGUCCUGUUCUGCUACUCUCUCUAUCAUCCGGACUUGGACAUCCAGCGCUGGCAGGUUUUCAUAGUCUACGAGAUCGUCACAGGCACUUGCUGCGCCAUUGUGCUUUUUUGCAACAGGGGCUUGGCUGGCAUUAGCAGGGUUGGCUGCUUCUUCAUGCUGGGAGGGAUUUUUGUCACGGUGAUGGUUUGCGCCAUCAUGCCAUCAUACAACGGUAAGGGUCAUGCUUCUAGCAAGUUUGUUUGGGCAGAAUGGUUCAAUGGUACAGGGUAUUCUAGCAACGGCUUGGUGUUUUUGACUGGUAUGCUCAACGGUGCUUUUGCUGUCGGCACCCCUGACUGCCUCACGCACCUCGCAGAAGAAAUCCCAAGGCCGAGCUCCAACCUUCCCAAGGCGAUUCUAGCUCAGAUCAUUGUUGGCUUCGUGACGGCCCUCGUGUACAUGAUCUCUAUCUUUUAUGCCAUCAAUGAUUUCCAGGGUCUAUUCGAAGCCGACUCCGUCUUCCCGCUUGGCAUUAUAUAUCAACAGGCGACUGGUUCCCGCGGCGGUGCCAUGGGCUUGGUGAUCGUAAUCCUCAUCCCGAUCGGCUGUGCCACGAUCGGCUGCUAUACGACGGCAGGACGAAUGCUCUGGACACUGGCCAGGGACGGUGCUGCUCCAGGCCGGCAACAUAUCGGGAGGGUCAGUCAGCGUUUCAAAAACCCAUUCAACGCCACGUUAGCCUGCGGAGCCGUGUCCAUCUGUAUGGGCGGAAUAUUCGUCGGCUCCGUCGCCGCUUUUGACGCCUUCAUUGGCGCCUUUGUCAUACUCUCCACGGCUUCAUUCCUCGUCGCCAUCAUUCCCAACGUCUUGACCAAACGCCACAACGUCCAACCCGGAGCCUUCUGGAUGAAGGGCUGGCUCGGCUAUGUCGUCAAUGUCGUUGCCUGUGUCUACAUGGUUGUUUUCAUGGUCUUUUACUGCUUUCCGUACUCAAUGCCUGCAACAGCCGAGGAUAUGAAUUACUCGAGCCUGGUCACUGGAGGAUUUACCAUCUUUAUUGCAAUGUGGUGGUUCGUUGGAAGCAAAAACUAUUCGGGCCCAAUGGUCGUGACAGACGCGGCUGACAUGUAG